Dufourea novaeangliae is the source of this 1614-nucleotide messenger RNA. RefSeq names its product immunoglobulin-binding protein 1 (gene Tap42). NCBI's taxonomy places the organism in Eukaryota, Metazoa, Arthropoda, Insecta, Hymenoptera, Halictidae. Gene Ontology annotation, cellular component: cytosol. The coding region runs from base 90 to 1169 and encodes 359 amino acids. The record is from RefSeq and is a predicted model, not a curated record. The transcript is spliced from 4 exons. Gene Ontology annotation, molecular function: protein phosphatase 2A binding. Gene Ontology annotation, biological process: regulation of dephosphorylation; regulation of signal transduction.
AUCGGACAUAUUCGUUGACCAUAACCUCACCACAAACGAUUGCUUUAGUUUACGAAAUCUACUGUUCACUAGUUGUCAAACCGGUAGCAAUGUCGGAUGAAAAUAUAUCUGGCUCAAGAAGCGAUGUGGCAGAUGUUGCAACGCUGUCGGAAUUGUUCGAUAAAGCGUUCAACUUAUUCAACGAGCUAAACAAAACAGACGAACCAACGAAUAGCUCAAAAAUUCAGUCGGACGUCAAACGAGCUAUGAACAUGUUCGAAGAUGCGACAAGACUAGUCUCCGUAGUUGAUAUGUUCAGCAAAAAUGAGAGCUUCGACGAAGUGCCAACGGAGAACAUCAAGUACUUUUUAUUGCCAGCCUUCCUCGGUACACUAGCUACAAAAAUUUGUAACGUGGACGAUCGACUGCAUAUUGUUAACGUCGCUGAAAUUUAUUUCGUGGACUUUUUGAAACGCGUCAAAGCUUAUGGUUUGACGGAUGUCAACGUGCCAGAAAUCAAGCCGGAUCAGGACAAGGAACAUGAUUCCGAGAGGAGUCGGUCGAACGCCGAAUUAAUUACAAGCAUGGUAAGUCGCAGAAAUACAAAAUUGCAGAGAUACAAAGAGAAAAAAGAACUGGAGUCUCGUUUAGAGACUCUGCAAAAGCAUCUGUCCAAUCCGAAUAUCGACGACGAAGUUAAGCGCGACUAUUUCGUAACGCUCAUAAAAUUAUACAUAAACUUGGCGAUAGAAGAACUGGGCAUGUUAGAGACGGAAAAACCGAUUCUCGAGCACAUGAAAAAUAUGGGGAAAGACGAAACUAUGGCCUCUCAGUCCUCCCGAAAGCACAAGCCUACCGCAACGAAGUUACAACCGAUCAUUAUUACACGGGACGAAAUGCAAAAGAAAGUAUACGGAGCUGGCUAUCCCAGUUUACCCGUUCUUACCGUUCAAGAAUUUUACGAUCAGCGGGUGAAAGAUGGAGACUGGCCGGAUCCAUCGAAGCAAAAUAAUAAAAAUUGUUUGCAAGACAUGACAAGUAGAAAUGAAAACGACGCUGAUCGAGAGGACACUAAGGAGGAACAUUUAAUUGAAACGGAUGAUCCCGAGAGAUUGGAACAACUACGUGCCAUGGAUGAGUACAAAGAUACGCACAGGAGAGGAUGGGGAAACCGUGCGAAUAGAAGUUGAAUAUAAUAAGAAAAGAAAAAAAAAAUAGAAGUUGAUCGCGAAACCACGAGACAAGUUUACGAACAUCGAGAUUGCCUAGUCGAUGUAUUUUAUAUGUACUUCUUGUUAAACGUUCUGUUUCUAAUGUGUACAUUUUCCAGACUCAUGAUGAGAUUAUGUUGAGAAUUACCUUACAAAUAAAAUUUAUCUCUUUCUUUUAGAUCUGUGUUCCAAGUUUCUGACACAAGCGCUGAGUACACGUGCCACGUGAUUAACUAUGAAACUUCGCCACAGACGAGGUGUAAGAAUAGACCCAACAAUCAAUGUAUUUUUGUGGCCUGAUUUUUCAGGGCCCAGCAUCUCAAUCCGUUUCCAUUUCAAGGCAAUUGUUGUGCAAUUUAUUAAGAUACUAUUGUAAAUUGUGUAUUUUCUUCAGAUUUUUUCAAUAAAAAACUGUUAAGUGGUA